ACAACCUCAGAGCAUAACAAAGUAACCAAGAGAACAGAAGCGCGUUCAGAACGCACUACAGAAGAAAUAAGAGAGACAGAAGACUAAGUUUACGCAGUCAGAAACAACGAUGUUUGCCAUGGAGAGAUCAGUGAAAUUUGCCUUGGUUUUCAUAGCGAUCUCCAUGCUGAUCUCCUGCCACCCCACAGAUGCGUGGUACAAGCAGGCCACCGGCCCCAGCUACUAUUCGGUCGGCAGAGCGUCCGGUUUGCUGUCUGGGAUCCGGAGGUCUCCUUACGUACGGAGAUCAGAAUCCGACUCUGAGAGCGGGGAGAGCACCGUCAACAACCUUCUUUCUGAGCUAGGUACCCAGCACAGACAAACAUCCAUCCUCAAAAACAUUGCUGUUUGUGUCAAAGACAUCUUUCCUAACCUGCAGAGCUGCGAGCUGGUUCAGGACGGCAUGAACACGUUUCAGUGCAAAGCAGACGUGUACCUCUCCCUGGACUCACAGGACUGCGCAAACGCCUAAUCGUCCCAUUACGAGAACACACUACACACAACGCCUCUUCCUCGGAAAAGAACGACUACAAACAAAACGUAAUGGACCGAUGACAUUGAAUGUUUAUCAUUUGCACCAUCUGUGAACAUGUCACAUACAUCAUAAAAAAAAAAAAAUCCAAAGUACCAUGCGAGAGAAAGGUCAUUUCACCUCCCCCUCCGCCUCUCUAUUCUAUGUAUCCACUUGCAAAUGUAUUAAAAUCCUCAUAAACUGUUUACUGCUGAGCAGAUUUUCUGAGUUAAAAUAUUUCUUUCUUUCGUUCUUUUUUUUAAAUUAAAAUGAGCAUAUACUGUGAACUCUAUGUGUGCGUUUGUAUUAAUGUUCUAUAAAAUAAAAAGUCGCAACAUCAUUUGU
Acipenser ruthenus (sterlet) is the source of this 895-nucleotide messenger RNA. RefSeq names its product neuropeptide B-like. NCBI's taxonomy places the organism in Eukaryota, Metazoa, Chordata, Actinopteri, Acipenseriformes, Acipenseridae. The record is from RefSeq and is a predicted model, not a curated record. Gene Ontology annotation, molecular function: G protein-coupled receptor binding. Gene Ontology annotation, biological process: G protein-coupled receptor signaling pathway; feeding behavior. The coding region runs from base 110 to 511 and encodes 133 amino acids. The transcript has 2 exons.